GGACGACCAGCAGCAGGAACUACUGGUGCCGCUGCUGAGACGAGGAGCGUCGCAACAACUGCCCCGAUGAAUAAAGGCUCUCGUCGUGGUGAGAAGCAAAAUCAAGAUGAACCUGCUUCAUCUGUCGUAGAAGGCGGAGCCAGCACUUCAUCUGGCUUCUUUCUCACCAACUUCAGUCUUCCUGUGACCGCACCCUGGAUGUUGAGCAACCCUGGGUCGUCGGAGGCUGAUGUGGGGGCGUCAACGGCCGUCGUGGCUCGUCCCGCAUCUACUUCCACGGCAGAAGCGAGUCCGAAUAUAACGCAGCCGAAAAUUGAAUCGCCAACGCCACUCUAUAAGAACGACGCCGCUCUAGUAUUUUCUUCGGCGGAUGUUGCUGGAGCUGGAGACACUUCUAGUAACCUCGCUACCACCUCCGAGACUAUACAAGCUGCAGGGACCACUACUCAGCAGGAUGUUGUCGGCCACCUGUCGAGAAUGAUGUCGUUCCUCGGUGAGCAUGCUGAUCGCGUGUCGAAGCAUGUUCUUGGUGUCGGGAUGAUCACGCCAG
Amoebophrya sp. A120 is the source of this 550-nucleotide messenger RNA. Lineage: Eukaryota; Dinophyceae; Syndiniales; Amoebophryaceae. The record is from the annotation of a GenBank genome assembly.